GCCAACAACAACACGAUUGAUUGACCCAAUAACCUCCAUUCUACCCUACAAAUGUGCGACUCUGAUAUGUCUCCAUACUGCACAACGACAACAACAACGACAACGACAACGACAACAUGAACGAUUCGCAAUAUUACCGCCAGAUAGCGCCGGGCCCGUCACCAACGUCUGAGGAAGCGCCUAGUCUGCCGAGUCCGUCGGGGGAGUCCAGAUCGAGUAUUGCUUAUAGUGCUGGGAGUACUGCUGGGGGGCCUAGUUCUAGCGGAGGUGGGAGUGGGCAAGGGCCGACAAGUGCUGGUGGUGGGAGUGGGAAUGGGGGGAGUAGUCAGUGGAAGAAGAGGGUGUCGACGGCUUGUUUGGCUUGUAAGAAGUCGAAGAGGAAGUGCUCUGGAACAGCGCCGUGUGAUAACUGUCGAGCGUUUAACCGGGUCUGCGUGUUUGAUGAAUCGCUAGAUCAGCGACGACGGGUUGCUGCGAAACGCACGGCGGAUGAAUUGACGUACCACCGCGACCUUCUGAACGACUUGUUCAAGUUAAUUCGCGCCGCAGACGAAUCGCACGCUCUCAAACUCCUCGAGAUCAUCCGCAAAGAUGCCUCAGCCGAAGAAAUCAGAUCCUACGUCGACGAAACCCUAGCCAACCUCGACAGUGCAACUUCAAACUCCAAAGGAAGCAACAAAGAAAUGGUAAACAAGCUCGAAGAUGUACGACAGAUGCUCAACGUCGAAGGCACGGGUCCCUCAUUCCGGCGCAAAGUCAUGGAUAUACACUUUCUGUGUGAUGAGGCGCCGUGCAAGGUUCCUGCGAAGCCGUGGACGACUGUGACUGAGGACGAUGAUCUGGUGUCGCAUUUGAUAUCGUUGUAUUUUACAUGGGAUUAUCCGUUUUAUUCGUUUUUGGACCGGGAUGUGUUUUUGAGGCAUAUGGCGAUGGGGAAUUUGGAGACGGAGUUUUGUAGUCCGUUUUUGGUGAAUGCUAUUUUGGCGAAUGCUUGUCAUUUCUCGGAGUUUACAGAAGCAUAUGUCGUCCCCGGGGACAUCUUGACCAAAGGAGCGGAUUUUUUUGCUGAGGCUGAGCGGUUGAGGCAGCAAGAGACGGCGAAGAUUGGGUUGUGUUCGUUACAGGGCACGCUUUGUUUAUAUGAGAGAUAUGCGCUUUCGGAAGACGAUGAUAUGGGCUACCUGAUGCUACACCAGGCAAUUCGGGCCGGCGAGACACUCGGGUUGAUCGGUGACAAAGGGGCCAAGAUGAUUCCCGAGCAACUUUCCUUUGAUAUGGAUACCUCUCUCAGGCGAACUGCCUGGGGGUUAUUCCACAUUGAUACUGUAAUCCAUACCAGCUUUCUACGACCAAGCCUCGUCGCCAAAGUCAACAUGAACCGAAUUGACCGCAACGGAUCUACUGAUAGCGACCUCUGGAUUCCAUAUCCCUCGCAUCGCAACGCCAGAUCAGCAUAUCUGAGUCAGUACUUUGAUGAAACAUGUAAUAUCAGUGAGAUUGCACUGGAUAUUUCGAAGGAAUUGUUUUCGGAGGAUAGGAGUGUGACUUCGGCUUCGCAGCGUCGUCAGGUGAAGGAGAAUUUAUAUGAGCGGUUACGAAGAUGGCAUGGUGCUUUGCCGCGUAUUUUUGGGCCGGAGACGAAACCGCCGCCUUAUAUUAUUCUUCUAAGGUAUGUCUCUCUGGUUUACACAUUUGGAAACAUGACUUAUUAUGAUAGAAUGAGAUAUUACACCCUGGUCAUCAACAUAUUCGCCUGCAAUGCAGACGAUGAUGUCUCUAGCACCACAUCCGACGCCCCUAAAACGCCAGAGAGCGAGCCCCGCCAUAGCCCGAACAGCAAAUACAACGCCUGGGAACUCACACAAUCUGCUGCCCGCGGCAUCGCAAGCCUUACACGCCUGCAUCGACGCGAAUACGGCAUGACACGCGCGCACUAUUUUGCCAUGUACGCCAUCAACCUGGCGCUCUUCGCCAUGCUCGAGUCCGAAUCCUUCGACAUCUUAGACCCGGACUUCCUCUCCCUCUCCAGUUCGUUCUCUGUAAUUGCAAGUCGCUCGCAUCUGGGCCGCAACUUGUUUCACAUCUUCCGGCAAUCCGUACGCUCCAAGUCGCAAGGGAAACGAAUUCGCGAGUCGAGCGGCGUCUCCGAAGAACUAAAAGAACUAUUCGACGAAGACUCCACCGCAAAGGGACAGAACUGGUUAGAUGAUUACGCCAAGGGUCUCGAAAAAUUGAACCAAGAUGAUCGAUACAAUGGACUUGGGAAUGGGAGUCAUAACGGCGAAGACCUACAGGAGUAUCCGGGGCUAGGGCUGUUUGAUAUGCUGGAUCGGUAUGAGAGCUUGAGUCUGGGGAAGGAUGAGAUUGUGGCUGAGAGGAAUAAGCAGGAGGAGUGGUAAUAGUGCCUGUAAGUAAUGCAGUUAUAUAUCUCUACUAUGCAUAUUAUACAGAGGUGACCAUGGGUAACUGUGACGGCCUGGUCACGUUGGCUGGGUAUCACGUGAGGUGCAGCUGUUUGCUUCGUUGCUUUGUUGAUAAACACGGCUUUACCUCCUUUCUUCCUUCCUCAUGUUGAUAAUUCUCGUCGAUAGCUACCUAGGUAGAGCA
Molecule: messenger RNA, 2607 nt
Organism: Aspergillus glaucus CBS 516.65
Lineage: Eukaryota; Fungi; Ascomycota; Eurotiomycetes; Eurotiales; Aspergillaceae
Exons: 5
Coding region: 117-2399 (760 amino acids)
Biological process (GO): regulation of DNA-templated transcription; DNA-templated transcription
Molecular function (GO): DNA-binding transcription factor activity, RNA polymerase II-specific; zinc ion binding; DNA binding
Source: RefSeq, a predicted model, not a curated record